CACCCCUCCUCAGCCUCCGGCGCGGCGCAGGGAGGAGCAGGGCGCCUGUCGCGCCGACCAGCGCCCGGAGCGGGAGCCCGGAGCCCGGAGCCCACAGCCGCGCGCCCGCGCCCUCCCAGCCCGAGCGCGAGCGCGGAGCCCGCGGGGCAAAGGCUCGGCGGCCGGCCGGCGGGCGACAGUCUCUGGCUCCGUCGCUCGCUCCCUACGAUAAGGGGAGGCCAAGAUGAAGACGCUCCAGGGAGCUCACCUCCGCAAGCCUGUCACCCCAGACCUGCUGAUGACACCCAGUGACCAGGGCGAUGUCGACCUGGACGUGGACUUUGCUGCCGACCGGGGGAACUGGACAGGCAAGCUGGACUUCCUGCUGUCCUGCAUCGGCUACUGUGUGGGCUUGGGCAACGUAUGGAGGUUCCCCUAUCGCGCCUACACCAAUGGCGGAGGCGCCUUCCUCGUGCCCUACUUCCUCAUGCUGGGCAUCUGCGGCAUCCCUCUAUUCUUCUUGGAGCUCUCUCUGGGCCAGUUCUCCAGCCUGGGCCCUCUGGCUGUCUGGAAAAUCAGUCCCCUCUUCAAAGGUGCCGGCGCCGCCAUGCUGCUCAUCGUGGGCCUGGUGGCGAUCUACUACAACAUGAUCAUCGCCUACGUCCUCUUCUACCUCUUCGCCUCCCUCACCAGCACCCUGCCCUGGGAGCACUGCGGUAACUGGUGGAACACCGACCUCUGCCUGGAGCACCGCGGCUCCCAGGGUGGCAACGGGGCCCUGCCCGCCAACCUCAGCAGCACGGUCAGCCCCAGCGAGGAGUACUGGAGCCGCUACGUUCUCCACAUGCAGGGCAGCCAGGGGAUCGGGAGCCCCGGGCAGCUCCGCUGGAACCUCUGCCUGUGCCUACUGCUCUCCUGGGUCAUCGUGUUCCUCUGCAUCCUCAAGGGGGUCAAGUCCUCGGGCAAGGUGGUGUAUUUCACGGCCACAUUCCCUUACUUCAUCCUGCUCAUGCUGCUGGUCCGUGGCGUCACCCUUCCAGGGGCCUGGAAGGGCAUCCAGUUCUACCUGACGCCUCAGUUCCACCACCUGCUCUCUUCCAAGGUGUGGAUCGAGGCUGCCCUGCAGAUCUUCUACUCGCUAGGUGUGGGCUUCGGGGGCCUCCUCACCUUCGCCUCCUACAACACCUUUCACCAAAACAUCUACAGAGACACCUUCAUCGUGACGCUGGGCAAUGCCAUCACCAGCAUCCUGGCUGGCUUUGCCAUCUUCUCUGUGCUGGGCUACAUGUCUCAGGAGCUGGGCGUGCCUGUGGACCAAGUAGCCAAAGCAGGCCCCGGCCUGGCCUUUGUUGUCUACCCGCAGGCCAUGACCAUGCUGCCGCUGUCACCCUUCUGGUCCUUCCUGUUCUUCUUCAUGCUUCUGACGCUGGGCUUGGACAGCCAGUUUGCCUUUAUGGAGACCAUCGUGACGGCGGUGACGGAUGAGUUCCCUUACUACCUGCGGCCCAAGAAGGCUGUGUUCUCCGGGCUCCUGUGUGUGGCCAUGUACCUGAUGGGGCUGAUCCUCACCACCGAAGGGGGCAUGUACUGGCUGGUGCUUCUGGAUGACUACAGCGCCAGCUUCGGGCUGAUGGUGGUGGUGAUAACCACGUGCCUUGCUGUCACCCGCGUGUAUGGUGUCCAGAGGUUCUGCCGUGACAUCCACAUGAUGCUGGGCUUCAAGCCCGGGCUCUAUUUCCGGGCCUGCUGGCUGCUCCUAUCCCCAGCCACACUCCUGGCCCUGCUGGUGUACAGCAUCGUCAAGUACCAGCCCUCGGAGUACGGCAGCUACCGCUUUCCAGCCUGGGCGGAGCUGCUGGGCAUCCUGAUGGGCCUGCUGUCCUGCCUGAUGAUCCCGGCCGGCAUGCUGGUGGCUGUGCUCCGAGAGGAAGGCUCGCUCUGGGAGCGGCUCCAGCAGGCCAGCCGGCCAGCCAUGGACUGGGGCCCUUCCCUGGAGGAGAACAGGACCGGCAUGUACGUGGCCACGCUAGCCGGGAGCCAGUCGCCCAAGCCACUGAUGGUGCACAUGCGCAAGUACGGCGGCAUCACCAGCUUCGAGAACACGGCUACCGUGUUGGGUGGCUAA
This is a messenger RNA of Echinops telfairi (small Madagascar hedgehog), 2104 nucleotides long. RefSeq names its product solute carrier family 6 member 7 (gene SLC6A7). Gene Ontology annotation, cellular component: membrane. Bases 224 to 2104 code for a protein of 626 amino acids. Gene Ontology annotation, molecular function: L-proline transmembrane transporter activity. Gene Ontology annotation, biological process: sodium ion transmembrane transport. The transcript is spliced from 14 exons. NCBI's taxonomy places the organism in Eukaryota, Metazoa, Chordata, Mammalia, Afrosoricida, Tenrecidae. The record is from RefSeq and is a predicted model, not a curated record.